AUGUUGAUACUCGAGCGUGCAAGGCUGACGAGGCCAUGGUCUAUUGUCGCAUUUGCGGCUCAUACUCCAUUUUACUUACCGCAUCAUCAUGGCAUUAGUAUGGCCAAAAGAAAUCGCUAUAAAAGCACGCGAGCAAGUAAAUUAUCGCGCACUUCAUCGCGGUCAUCGCAGAAGACAACCAAGGAUGAGCAAGAUACCCCAAAGAUACCCCGGAAAGCGAAUGUAAGUUAUUCCAAGUCGAAAAAGCAAGAGAAAUCCGCUCUUGAAGACGUUCAGCUGCCCGACAUUUCACCUGUUUCUGCGGAAAAUUCUGGUCUCAUGACGGCUGUUUCAAUAGAUAAGGACGCGACUUCAAGUGACAAUAGAUCAAGACAGACAACGUUCUUGUACGGUGAAGAGGCAAAAAAGGCUCGCUUGGUUCGAUUUGAGCAAUAUGAAAAAGAACGUGAUAUCUCUUACCGAUUCGGUCGGCUAUAUGACACGGAUACAGCGGUGGAACCUGUCAAGCCACUCAGAAAUAUGCAUGUGGCCAAACUAGAACACGGCCUUGAUCGCGUCUUAUUCAACCCAGGCGUGCACUGGCUGCGUGACCAGCGGACAGGCACUUUUAACUACACCCCGGAAAUACAACGUGUACUGGAUGUCGACUUGUUUGACUACACCACAUUACCUCCGUACGUGACUUCAAGUCGUGAUAAAGAGCUGUUGUAUAUUACAAAGCGGCAAAAGAAAAAGUACUGUGGCAGUACAAGUAGCUUAACGGGUUUAUUGAGUCACUGUUACUUUUUGCUGAGCCGAUGGAAAGAGCCCAAUCUCACCGGUUUCAGCCCCAGCUUUCAAAAUUUGCUCACUGGAUUUAGCGAAGGCUCUAAAAUGCCCGUCUCGAUUAUGCUGCGCUAUCAGACGGACGGCUUUUACGCCAUUGAUGCCGAUAAGAACUCGGACGGAGAAAUGGACAAUACUAAUUACCUACUUACUACACUAGGAAAGAGUCUGGAAAAGUUUCUUACAUCUUCGCCUGAUGAAUAUGCACAGCACAAGCGUGUGAAUAGCUGGAAGCUUGGUGCAGAAGUGCGUGAGCAGCAAGAAGCAUAUCAUUAUGCACAGUCGCCGAAGUUUCUUCUUCGCUCACAGCUAGAUUGUUACGAUGAGCGCUUACCCAAGCGCACCUUUGAUCUUAAAACCCGGGCGGUUGUCUCUAUUCGAAAUGACCGUGCAAAUUAUGCUGAAGGGUGCGGUUACCAAAUUCGGUUCGCACGAGGUCUAUGGGAAUCGUUCGAGCGAGAGUAUUGGGAUAUGGUCCGUGCUGCCUUUCUCAAAUACAAUUUUCAAGCACGUAUUGGGCACAUGGAUGGAAUAUUUGUGGCAUAUCAUAACACGUCAGAAAUUUUUGGAUUCCAAUACAUUGACUUGGAAGAGAUGAACUUGCGUCUCUUUGGAAGCAAUGAGAUGGGAGAUAAAGCCUACCACAUGUCUAUUGGGCUCUUGGAACGUAUUCUCGAUGUGGCCACCGAGAAUUUUCCCAAUGAAACACUCAGUAUCACGAUGGAGACACGCCCUGGUACAGGAAACAUGUAUGUGAUCGUGGAGUCAACAGAGACAUCCCGAAUUCUACAGCUGGAUGUCGUGUUGGAUCGGUACUUGAACAAUGCCCUAGUUCGCGGCCCUGUGGACUUUGUCCAGUUUUGUGGACCGAUGACCGAGGCUGAACUCGAGGAUAUGCAUUGUGGUCGCUCUAAAUCUAAACUGAGCGAUGUGCAGUGGUAUGUGGACUAUUGCAUUACCCCAAGACAUGAUUUUCCAGAGAAAAAGACUCGGCAAAAUCUCCAGGAAAUUCGCAACCGUCAACGACUGAUGAGGACUAUGACCAUGCCUAAUGUCGAGAUGCUAGAUGAGCGCGAAAAGGAGCGCCUCUAUGUACUGUCCAAGCAACCAGGUGCUCUGGAACGGUUCUUGCAUGAGCGUGAAAAUGGUCAGGCGAUUGGUAUGCCUCUAGCACCUGGACAAAAGACGACACGGGAGCUUAUUCAAAGAGAAGGGCUCCUGAACAUUGAGUCACAGGGACAUUCCCAACCCACGACUGCAGUCAGAUGGCUUCGCUAUUUGGAUCCCAUGACGAAACGCGUGCGGGAAUUAAGUCGUGAGGGACACCGGAGACUGAAACAGCAGUUGUCCAAGUGA
Messenger RNA from Malassezia restricta, 2181 nucleotides. Its product is annotated as mitochondrial mRNA processing protein PET127. The transcript has a single exon. Gene Ontology annotation, biological process: mitochondrial RNA 5'-end processing. The coding region runs from base 1 to 2181 and encodes 726 amino acids. NCBI's taxonomy places the organism in Eukaryota, Fungi, Basidiomycota, Malasseziomycetes, Malasseziales, Malasseziaceae. The record is from RefSeq and is a predicted model, not a curated record. Gene Ontology annotation, cellular component: mitochondrial envelope; mitochondrion.